AUGACAUUAAAGUUAAAUAAGCAAGAUUGGUUUAAGGUUGCUAUUGAACAAGAGUAUAUUAAAUUGUUCGAUUAUAGUUCUUUUGCAAACCCUAGAAUAAUUGGUAAAGGAGGAUUUGGCAGUAUAUAUAUUGCUCAUUCAAAGCACUCAGGCAAUUUUGUAGCUUUAAAAUGUUUACACAAUAAUAUUAGUGAUAAUGAUGACACGAUUAAUGCAUUCAUUAGAGAGGUUAAAACAAUUUCUAAGGUUAAUUUUCAUGAUAAUAUAGUAAGAUUGUUUGGAAUUACUCAAG
Molecule: messenger RNA, 292 nt
Organism: Cetraspora pellucida
Lineage: Eukaryota; Fungi; Glomeromycota; Glomeromycetes; Diversisporales; Gigasporaceae
Source: the annotation of a GenBank genome assembly